UUGAAAAUUUGUGGAAAAUCAACAAGGGAAACCCCAUAAACUUUAAACACCCAAAAAAGACACACUUGCCCGGAAAAAGAGAGAAGAAAAUGUCAAAUUUCCUGCAAUUUUUAGUGCCAAAUGUAACAUCCAUGUUGCUCCAAACCUUUGUUUUAACCAUCUUGGCCUUCAUGUUCAUACUCCUAUUCAAAUGGUCCUCCUCCCUUACAAACAGAAACACCAAAAAAAACUCACCACCUUCGCCACCAAAGCUACCAAUCAUUGGAAACCUUCACCAACUUGGCUUGCAGCCUCAUCGUUCACUUGAAACCUUAGCUCAACGCCACGGCCCUCUCAUGCUGCUUCACUUUGGCAGCGUACCAGUCCUUGUUGUCUCGUCUGCUGAUGCUGCCCACGAGAUCAUGAAGACCCAAGACCUCAACUUUGCAAACCGCCCCAAAUCAAGCAUGUUCGAUAAACUAUUGUACAAUUACAAAGAUGUGUCAAUGGCUCCCUAUGGUGAGUAUUGGAGGCAAAUGAAAAGCAUACUUGUGCUACAUCUUUUGAGUAACAAAAGGGUUAAGUCCUUUCACUAUGUGAGAGAGGAGGAAACGUCCCUAAUGAUAGAGAAAAUCAAGCAGUGUUAUGAUUCAUCUACAUCUGUGAAUUUAAGCGAGGUGUUUGCAAAGCUCACUAAUGAUGUAGUAUGUAGGGUGGCCUUGGGAAAGAAAUAUGGCGAAGGGGAAGGUGGAAGGAAGUUUAAGGAGCUUCUAGGGGAGUUUGUGGAAUUGUUGGGUGUCAUAAGCGUGGGGGACUAUAUUCCAUGGCUUUCUUGGGUGAAUCUUGUCAAUGGCUUGGAUGCUAGAGCAGAGAAAGUGGCUAAACAACUUGAUGAUUUUCUAGAAGGAGUAAUUGAAGAGCAUUUAAAUUUUGAGAAGAAAGAGGGUCAUGAUCAUGUUCUUGGUGACUUUAUGGAUGUUUUGUUUUGGAUACAAAAGGAAAAUGUGAUCGGUUUCCCUAUUGAUAGAGUUAGCAUUAAAGCUCUAAUCCUAGAUGCAUUCGCGGCUGGUACAGACACUACGUACACAGUCUUAGAUUGGGCAAUGACAGAGCUCCUAAGGCAUCCAAAGAUGAUGAAGAAUGUGCAAAAUGAAGUUAGAGAGAUCAUUGGCAACAAAAAGGGCAUAACCGAGUAUGAUUUAGAUAAAAUGCAUUACUUGAAGGCAAUAAUCAAAGAGACUCUUCGUCUUCAUCCACCUAUUCCAUUGCUGAUUCCCCGAAAAUCAAUUCAAGAUGCCAAAAUACAUGGGUAUGAUAUUGCAGCUGACACACAAGUCAUUAUCAAUGCAUGGACAAUUGGAAGAGACCCUACGUUAUGGGACGAACCAGAGGAGUUUCAACCAGAAAGGUUCUUAACUUCUGCAGUAGAUUUUAAAGGACAUGACUUCCAAUUUAUCCCAUUCGGAGCUGGAAGGAGAGGUUGCCCAGGAAUUUCCUUUUCCAUAACCACAAUCGAGCUUGUUUUGGCAAAUCUUGUUCACAACUUUGAUUGGACAUUGCCUGGUCGAGCAAGAGGAGAGGAUUUGGACAUGACUGAAUCUACUGGUUUAACCAUUCAUAGAAAAUUUCCUCUUAUGACAAUUGCAACUCCAUAUUCUGGCUAGUAGUAUAUAAAGGCCAUAAAUAUUAGUAGCAGCAGAAUCCCCAAGUUCAUUUUGGCUAAUAAAUACUAGAAUUGGUCGGUUUGAGUUUC
Quercus robur (English oak) is the source of this 1732-nucleotide messenger RNA. RefSeq names its product cytochrome P450 736A117-like. The coding region runs from base 90 to 1643 and encodes 517 amino acids. Gene Ontology annotation, molecular function: heme binding; monooxygenase activity; oxidoreductase activity, acting on paired donors, with incorporation or reduction of molecular oxygen. The transcript is spliced from 2 exons. The record is from RefSeq and is a predicted model, not a curated record. NCBI's taxonomy places the organism in Eukaryota, Viridiplantae, Streptophyta, Magnoliopsida, Fagales, Fagaceae.